Molecule: messenger RNA, 1851 nt
Organism: Cyclopterus lumpus (lumpfish)
Lineage: Eukaryota; Metazoa; Chordata; Actinopteri; Perciformes; Cyclopteridae
Gene: arl9
Product: ADP-ribosylation factor-like 9
Exons: 4
Coding region: 180-932 (250 amino acids)
Molecular function (GO): GTP binding; GTPase activity
Source: RefSeq, a predicted model, not a curated record
AACAAAAAAGCGGCGCACUUCUUCCCGGAAGUCGCGUUUGCAGGAGUUCCUCGCUUCCGGUCUGUUGAGUUAAUCCACUUGUUGAGGACGAAGAGGUGAACACGCAAGAAAAAAAAUCGUAACUAAAAGUGUAACAAUGGCGGAUACGGACGGAUAAAAAAAAAAAAGACCCCGGCGAUAUGAGCAUUAUGUUCGGGUUGAGAGAAGCCGGAGUCCUCGGCGCCUCCUUGGCUCUCGCGGGUGGAGUCGCCUAUUUGGUCUGGAACUACACCUCCUCCUCCUCCACCUCCACCUCCUCCACCUCCUCCUCUUCUGCGGGGAAGAAGCCUCAAAAAGACGUUAAAAGUGAACAACCCGUCGUAGUCCCCGCUGCUGCUCAGCCGGUUGUUGCUGCUGAACCGGAGAAAGCGUCGGAGCCCGCGGGGACCCAGGUGCUGGUUCUGGGUCUGGAUGGAGCCGGUAAGACCAGCCUGCUGAACUGCUUCUCCACCGGGUGCCUGGAGCCGGACGUGCAGCCGACGCAGGGCUUCAACGCCGUCUCCAUCAACCGGGAGGACCUGCACAUCGAGUUCCUGGAAAUUGGCGGUAAAGAGGAGCUCCGGCCGUACUGGAGGCGGUACCUGUCCAGGGCCCUGCUGCUGGUGUUCGUGGUCGACUCCUCCAACCCGGCGCUUUUCCCCGUCGCCAAGACGCAUUUACACGAGCUGCUGGCCUCCGAGCCCCGCCUGCCUUUAAUGGUGCUGGCCAACAAACAGGACCUUCCGGGAAGCUGCGGCAUCACCGACCUCCACGAGGCGCUGUCUCUGUCCGAGGUCGGGGACCGCCGGUUGUUCCUCAUCGACACCUACGUGAAGAAAGGCGAGGCGGAGCUCGGCUCCGGCGUCCAGGACGCCCGGGACCUGAUCAUCCAGAUGGUUUGUGACGGCAGAUAAAUGAACCGGUCGCUUCUCUGCACCUUUUUUUUUUUUUUUUUUUUUGUAACCGCGGACGACGCUUUCACCGCGGCUGAAACUCUUUAUUUAUCUCGACGCGUUUGGUAGAGUUUGGGACGAUGACACGUCACUGGCUUUAGAGUUUGCCUGUUCCAUCGUUUACCAAAAGUAAAAGAGUUAUUUAGUUAAUUUAAGCUCGGGGGGCGGCGGUGAGUUUCAUCGGUAGAGACACGAAUGUUUCCACUUGACGAGGAUCCAGGUGGGUUCACAUUCACUCGGGACGACGUCUGCUUGGCUCCAUCAUCAGCGACGCGCUCGAUUUUUAAAUACCUCCACGUUAAGACUUAAAGCUAACUCACUUUAACACAAAGUCCAAAAAUUAGGCUCGGAGGACGUCUUGACUUCUGGGUAUUUUAGGGCUGUUCCCUCUUUCGGCCACACGGGGUCGCCAAAGUGCAAACAAAGCAAACUGAAAAUGUCUAAAUGAAACGGUUGUUGUUUAAUGAAGCAGGUAAAGUGUGAUAUUUAAGGGCUGUUUUAUUGUCGAAUAAUCGGAUAUCUUGUCACCGAACUUUUAUCACGACCAAAUAACUUCUUUGUUUUCUUUUGGAUGAGCUUUAAGUUGAAGUUUACUUCCUUCUCUGGAUGUGUUUUUAUUUUGUCUGUUUUUUUGGGAUUAGCUUUGUGUGUCUUGCUGUCAAAUCUGCCUAAUUAAUCCCCGUCUCUUAACUUUUGGGAUGAAGGGGAACUACAUGGUUGUGUGCAAAGCCUUCAUGUGUUACAUCAGUCCAGGAAUGUGAAAGAGUGUUUUUACCAAUACCAAAGUCCACUUCUCAGUAUUGGAUCAAACGGUCCGAUUUGUCUUGUAUACAGUUUGUUUUUUUCCCCACAUUUGAAUAAAUCAUUUCCACUAAAUCGA